AUGAAGGCUGCUGGAUGGAUCGAUGUACUUUUUGAUUUCGGCGUGAGCACCUUCAGCCCGGUUGGUACUCGUAUUUCCAAGGUGUCGCAGUUGGCCGGUCUCACUACCAACCCAUUUUUCCCCAAAGGCAAACGGCACCGUAGUUAUAUCACAUUCUUCAUCCAGGGUAGACCACGUCGCGCAUCCAUGACCCCUGGAACGCCAACUUUGACAUGGUACUCUGACAAAUUCCGCCCUAUCAACUUUCCUUUGCAAAACUAUUGCAUCAAGCAUUCCAAACACUAUGCCACUGAAGACGCCUUCAGAAAGCACACGACAAAGUGCCAUGGAAUGAAGCUUGAAAAAAAGCGUCCAGGUCCGCCAUCAACAGUGUCAGCAAAAAGGCAAAGGCACACAAAAUGGGAGAACUCAAAGAAGUAUGCUCCCACUGACAAGGCCAGAAAGACGAUACAACGACGAGAUGCCGCUGCUUCAAAAAUGUUCAUGGAGCUGCUGGUGAUAGGCGAAUUUAAACGACAACGAGCUUAUUUAAAGCUACUCGAUGCUGUUGAAGUUGCUAUUGAGCGAAUUGAAUUCCAUUGUACAAUCCAAGAGUAUCAAAGCAAGUUCGGAUCCUCCUGGAAAUAUUGCGUCUACUCUUUAUGCGCAGCAGAAGGUCGCACUGUUUUGGAUUCGACAAAGAACCAAUUUUUCGACAACAUUUUUAUGCAAGAAGCAGAGAAGGAGAAGCAGAGAAGGAAUACGAACAGCUCUCUGUGUCCGAGAUCAUGGAUAGCUUUCCGUUGGGUUGGAAACCCUUUUCUGUUGCGCUCAAGCCAUAGCGACGAGAGCAUUAUCAAUCUCGGGACGAUCACCGACGAUGAAGAUGAAGAGAGGGGCCUCUUCAAGAAAAACGUCCCAAGACCCGAUGAAUGGAGGUCCCUUCUCGAAAACGAUUUGGAACCAGUGCUGUUGCGCAUUGAGUCCACCGGUAAUAAAAAACUCAGAGGACGUCGAUACGAAGAAGAAGAAGAAGAUGUAGGCGAGGAAACAGCUCAUAGCAGCUCUGAAGGUGGAAGCGGCCAUAGUAGUGUUAGUGAAGAUGAUCAACAUGAAGUAGAGUACGAAGACUUUUAA
Messenger RNA from Zychaea mexicana, 1116 nucleotides. RefSeq lists its product as uncharacterized. Bases 1 to 1116 code for a protein of 371 amino acids. NCBI's taxonomy places the organism in Eukaryota, Fungi, Mucoromycota, Mucoromycetes, Mucorales, Lichtheimiaceae. The record is from RefSeq and is a predicted model, not a curated record. The transcript is spliced from 3 exons.